Messenger RNA from Aphis gossypii (cotton aphid), 4365 nucleotides. RefSeq lists its product as uncharacterized. Gene Ontology annotation, molecular function: protein binding. Bases 565 to 3342 code for a protein of 925 amino acids. NCBI's taxonomy places the organism in Eukaryota, Metazoa, Arthropoda, Insecta, Hemiptera, Aphididae. The record is from RefSeq and is a predicted model, not a curated record. The transcript has 13 exons.
GCUCCUGAUGCUGCUUACGGACCGGGAUCGAUCGUUCGGGAUCAGCCAUGGGUCGGCAGCGGCUGCCCACGCCACCGAAGUCGCUGCGGCGCCCGCGACCGCCGACGAAGACGUCGACGCCGCCUCGGUCAAUUCCACAGAAUAAAACCAAAUUCCCACGAAACAGUUAGAGUUAUGAAUUAGCCGCCCUCAUCUGCAGUUACGCAUAUGAACAUCAAUUAUAAAUCAUAGACUCAAAUUGCUCUAAAAAAUCAUCACCUUUUACUAGCACAUACAAUUACUAUUAUUCAAAUUGCAUCAGUUGGCUGUAAUUAUAAAGGACGAAGUUAUGAUCCAGGUUCAUUAGUUAAUACAGACCAACCAUGCUUAAAAUGUACGUGUGUUACCGGAAGUUUAGUAUGCCAUUUGCAAGUAUGUCCAGAAUUACCAGAUCCACCACCUCAGGGAUGUGUGAUUGUCCACAAGAAAAACAAAUGUUGUGCUCACCUUCAAUGUUUUUAUGAAGAAUUUGAUGCUGUUCAUUCCAAACUCUUUUCAUUGCAAAAUCGGUCUGGACCCGCAAGGAUGGACAAUUCUGCAAUUAUGACAUUUGAUGGUUUACCUAAAGGAUGUGUGAUAAACGGUACAAUUUACGCGGAAGGUUCGGCGAUGGACAGUUCCAGUCUGUGUGAAUAUUGUUACUGCAUCAAAGGGCAUCAACAGUGUGUACGGCCCCAAUGUUCUUUAACUAUUCCUGGCUGUACAGCUGUACACAAAAAACACACUUGUUGCCCAAUUAGAUACAAAUGUUCACAAAAUGCACAGAUAAAAAAUACAACAGAUACGGCAACCACUGAAAUGGCUUCCUCCUUAUCCGCCAGACUUAAAGAUUGUCGCAUAAACGGUCGGCUAAUAUCACUGGGAGAGCCCGUGAUUGGCGUGGCGCGGUCGUCGUGCGAAACUUGUUUCUGCAUCAACGGUCAGGUGCGAUGUGACAAGGUGAUAUGUCCGCCAAUCCGCGCCCAAAUAUCGCCCAAUUGCGGACCGGUCUACUCGGAAGGGCACUGCUGCCCGACGAGCUACAACUGCACCAGCACGACUAGCAGCAACGAGUCUCACGUCAGUCCAACUGUCACUCCUACGACAACGACUUCUAUUGGUGCUGUUGCGACAACGCUGUCGUCCACCGUAACUGUUGAUGAUGAUGUUCUGCUCAGUAGUUCGUCACCGCCUUCGCCACCGCAGACGCCUACGGUGGGCCAGUUGUUAUUAGAGAUAGAUAGUGUACCAUCCAGUAUCACAGUAGAUUCAAAGAAUACGACCGAUGAAAUUACAGAAGAACCCAUAGAAUCGAGACAUGGUAAUCCUGCUAGUUUAAUGCAUGAUGACUUUGGUGGAUUGAAUGUCACUGAAAAAUCAAACAACUUUGAAAUGGAUUAUGAUGAUCCAACAUUACCGCCAUCUUUACCAAACCUCAAAAUCAUACCAUUCGUUGCAGCGGAUGCAGUUGUUGAUGAACCUGUUGGGGCUUAUGAAAACUAUCAGCCGGUGGUAGAACGUGUAUACAAUGUUUCAGACGUUGAAGAACCUCCUUUGCCCGUUGUUAAUAGUUUUUCUCCGCCAAUUGAAACUGAGGGUGGAUUCAUUCCAAAAGAUUCUCCUAAUAGUGCGAUAUAUACAUCUGACAAAUUUCGAAAGACAACGACAACGGAACAACCCAUUAUUCACCACGACGAACCUAUUGUAGGACACCAAUCAACAGGAUCAGUGUGGUGCUUAUCCAAUGGUAAGAAGUACAAACACGGCGAGUUACUGACCGAUCCAAGUGCUUGCAACAUAUGUAUUUGUUUCAACGCCAAAAUUGUAUGCCAAGAAAAUUGUCCAGCCGUAAAAGUAGGCUGCCAACGAAUCAAUGACCCGAACAAUAGCACUUGCUGUGGCCGUAUCGUAUGCAAUGAAUAUGAAAAUGAUAUUACUACGGAACAGUCGGAACACAUGAAGCAGAUUGAAGUAACGUCUGAAACAAGUACAACUACAACCACAAUGAAUGUCAGAGAUGCUGUUAUUGAACAUAUUUUUUCUUCUACACCACCAACUGAUAAAUCGGUUAUAACUUUGUCUCCAACUACUUUAAAAUCAUUCCACGAGUCUACUGAAACGUCUUCGUUAAAACCGAUCACAACCACUACUGUUAAGUUGAUUGAGAAUUUACCUCCAACCACUGAAAAAUCAAAAAUCAUUUCUUCAACUUUAGCAACUAUUAAGCGCACAGAAGUUACAACAUUUGUACCUAAACCACUCGAAGACGAAGAUUAUAGUUUUGAAAGUAUGUUUUCAUUUUUAUUCAGUGGCGAUACGCCCGAACAAUCAUCGCCUCCGCCUUCGCUGCCCUCUUCCACAAAUUACAUGGAACCAGAGACUCGCAUUGAGCAUCGAACAGAUGACGAAAUAGAUGAGAAAAUUCAUUUGAUUGAUAACAAGCAUGAUGGACAAACCGACUUCGUGUCACACCCUAAACAACAGCAUAAACCUAUUUUAAAUUCAGGUACUGAAAUACACUCAUCUGCAGAAGAUAAACAUAAUAAAAUUGAGCCCCAGGAAGUAUACAAGCCUGUAGAAUUUAAACCAAAUACUGAAAUUAAACAACAAGAUAACGACAAGCUGAAUUCCGAAACUAAAUAUUUCAUCGAUAACAAGUCACCACAAUCAGGAAUCAAGCAACACGUUGACGUUAAAUCACACCAAGAAAUUAAACCAAAUGCCACUUCAACGGGUAUUAAACAACAAGCCGAGGUUAAAACACAUUUCGAUGUUAAAGAAAAUGUUCAGGUCACAUCACCAUUUAAUUUAAAUCUUUAUGAUGAAGUUAAACCAUUAUAUCACGACUUUAGUAACCACCAAACUGAAGUCAAAUCACAUUUCAGCGUGAAAGAUAACCCUAAACACAAAAUACAUACUGAUUCAAAGUUUCAAUCUGAUGACAAAACGUAUGCCGACUUUAAGCAUCAAAGUGAUAUCAAUACACAUUUCGACGUCAAAGAGCAAGUUGCAGUCAAACCAUAUUUCGACUUUAAACAACAGACAGAAGUUAAGCAGCAUUCCAACUAUAAGCAACAGGUGGAUGUCGGUUUACAAUCUGAAUUCAAGCAGCAGACCGAAGUAAAAUCAAAUACUGCGAAAACACCACUGAAAACUAAAGUUGAUUCUGAGUUCAAUUUAUUGGCUUCCUUGCUGAAGAUAUCUGGUUGUAAUAUAUACGGCCGUAUGUACCGAGUGGGAAAAAUAAUUUCCGAACUAUCCAACCCAUGUUUAGAGUGUAUGUGUACGGAAAUCGGAGUACAUUGUAAUCAAUUGAAAUGUUGAUACAGGCUAUAUGUAAAUCAAAAGAACUAUAUUGGUCAUAAACUCAUAAAUAAUACAAAUGCAUAAAAGUAUUUAUGCGAUUUUAUUAAUACCUACCCAAUUUUCACCAUGCAUAAUUUGCCACCAUUUGGUUAGCAAAAAUAUAAUUGGUUUUUGUAUAAAAAAAUUUGUAAUUGAUAAGAUUAGAAGAUGCAUAAAUAAUUGUUAAGUUUUGUUUUGUAUAACAAAAUAAAAUAAGUUAAAUUAUUCAAACGUCAUAAUAUGUUUGAAGUUUUGACAGUUUCGGUGUAAUAAAGUAAAUCGAUAGCCUGUAAACAUUGUGAUCUCUUGUCAGUUAAUCAAAUAUUUAUAAAUAGAUACAUUUAAACAUUAUGUAUAAGGACACGUUAAGGAUCGUGACAUUUUUUAUUUUAUCAUAGAUUUAAAUUUAAAAUAUACUAUAUAAUUAGUAUACAGUUAUACAUUUUUUAUAUUCAUACAUUUUUAAAUAUUAACUUUUAAAAUCAAAUCAAAUUAGUUUAAUUAAUUAUGUUAGCCAAAUAUUUGAUAUUGUUGACUGUUGAACAUGAUAAUACGUACCUAAGUUAUUUUAAUGUUUUAGAUACACUAUUUUUAAAGUAUUUAAAAACUAUAAAUAGUUCUAAAUAAUUUAGCUUGUAUAAAUAAAUGGCUAAUUCUAGAACAUGUACGCAAUCGUGUAUAACAACCGUUAAAUAUAAUACCAUACAUUAGUCAAUGAUUACAAUAUGUUUAAAAAAAAAUGUAUUAUAAUAAAAAUAUUUUAAAAUGAAUAAUUAAUAAGAAAAACUUAAUUUGUUUAAGCAUUUAACGAUCAGUGAACAGUUUCGAGUUAAACAUUAGCAAGACAUUUUUGUAAUUGAAUAUAUUUUCGUAAGUACCUAAUACGAUAUGAUGUUUAACUUUAAAUUUAAAUAUUUUAUUACAAGCUUUAUUAUUUUAUAUUUAAUUAAUAUGUGGUAAGUUAAUAUUAUUGAUUAUUAUUAUCAUUUGAGGAAACUUGAA